This is a messenger RNA of Hypanus sabinus (Atlantic stingray), 2497 nucleotides long. Its product is annotated as tubulin beta chain-like. Gene Ontology annotation, molecular function: GTPase activity; GTP binding; structural constituent of cytoskeleton. NCBI's taxonomy places the organism in Eukaryota, Metazoa, Chordata, Chondrichthyes, Myliobatiformes, Dasyatidae. Gene Ontology annotation, cellular component: microtubule; cytoplasm. Gene Ontology annotation, biological process: microtubule cytoskeleton organization; mitotic cell cycle. The transcript is spliced from 4 exons. Bases 103 to 1434 code for a protein of 443 amino acids. The record is from RefSeq and is a predicted model, not a curated record.
UAGAGGCGGAUCCUGUAUAUUAAGCGCGACGCAUUUCGCGGUAGCACAGUUGAGCACGGUUUCUUUUGUCGUGGUGGAGCAGCAGGAAUUGGAGUCAGCAGUAUGAGGGAAAUCGUGCACAUUCAAGCCGGCCAGUGUGGUAACCAGAUCGGGGCCAAGUUUUGGGAAGUUAUCAGCGAUGAACAUGGCAUUGAUCCCACUGGUACCUACCAUGGAGAUACUGACCUGCAGCUGGAGAGGAUAAACGUCUAUUACAAUGAGGCAUCAGGUGGAAAGUAUGUGCCCCGUGCUAUCCUUGUGGAUCUGGAGCCUGGCACUAUGGACUCUGUUCGUUCUGGACCUUUUGGUCAGAUCUUCAGGCCAGAUAACUUUGUGUUUGGGCAGAGUGGUGCUGGCAACAACUGGGCCAAAGGACACUACACUGAAGGAGCUGAACUGGUCGACUCUGUUCUGGAUGUGGUGAGGAAAGAAGCGGAGGGAUGCGAUUGUCUCCAGGGAUUCCAGCUCACUCACUCAUUAGGUGGCGGUACAGGAUCUGGCAUGGGCACACUCCUUAUUAGCAAAAUCCGUGAGGAAUACCCAGACAGAAUCAUGAACACCUUUAGUGUUGUGCCUUCACCAAAAGUAUCAGACACUGUUGUAGAGCCUUACAAUGCAACUCUAUCUGUCCAUCAGCUUGUCGAGAACACUGAUGAGACCUUUUGUAUUGAUAAUGAGGCUUUGUAUGACAUCUGUUUCCGAACCCUCAAACUCACCACUCCCACUUAUGGUGACCUGAACCACCUUGUGUCAGCCACCAUGAGUGGUGUAACGACCUGUCUGCGUUUCCCUGGUCAGCUCAAUGCUGACCUCCGUAAAUUAGCAGUAAACAUGGUCCCAUUCCCUCGUCUGCACUUCUUCAUCCCUGGCUUUGCUCCUCUGACCAGCCGUGGUAGCCAGCAUUACCGUGCCCUCACAGUACCUGAGCUUACCCAACAAAUGUUUGAUGCCAAGAACAUGAUGGCUGCCUGUGACCCUCGGCACGGCCGCUACCUGACCGUUGCUGCCAUUUUCCGGGGCCGUAUGUCCAUGAAAGAGGUGGAUGAGCAGAUGUUAAAUGUACAGAAUAAAAACAGCAGCUAUUUUGUUGAGUGGAUCCCCAAUAAUGUCAAAACUGCUGUCUGUGACAUCCCACCUCGAGGCCUCAAGAUGUCUGCCACCUUCAUUGGCAACAGUACAGCCAUUCAGGAGUUGUUUAAACGCAUCUCUGAGCAGUUUACUGCUAUGUUCCGGAGGAAAGCGUUCUUGCAUUGGUACACUGGUGAGGGCAUGGAUGAGAUGGAGUUCACUGAAGCUGAGAGCAACAUGAAUGACCUGGUAUCUGAGUACCAGCAAUAUCAGGAUGCCACAGCUGAGGAAGAGGGUGAAUUUGAGGAGGACGAAGAAGUUGCCUAAACUGUAUUGUGCUCAGAGCUAAGAAUUUGUCCAUGUCACUGAUCUGUAUGUCAUUUUCUCUAUACUUUUACAUCAUUCCUCUGUUCUGCAUUUCUAUCUUGAAUGCUGUUUAAAUUUCAGUUUAACCUCUUGAUUAUUUGGGGCAUUGACUUGUAUGAUGGAAUCAUGUAUACGUGUAAUGAAUUCGCAUUUGCAACAGAAAUUAUUAAAUGUUUUUCUCUUGUAAGGAAUUCUGGAGUGUUCCCCAAGUUAAAGCACUGCUUUCAAGCAAUGUUGGCUCAACACUGAGCAGAUGACAUUUUAUUAAAAUGGGAGUUUGAUGCAGAACUAAGGAGUAUUUUUGUUGUACUAUCUGCUUCUGCCUCUAGGAUAAAGGUUGAUUGCCAGCCAACAAAACUUGGUUGUGCACAAGUGAGUAUCUUUAAGUAUGGAGACACUGGCUUGUCUUCAGAUGGAUUACGGACUUUCAUCUUGUAAAACAUUUUUACAAUCCUAAGUUUUUCAAAUUUUUUUUUUUUGAAGGUAGUAUUUGCUAAGGCCUGGAUAUUUGGGGCAGAGGUUGAUCAUGUUGAAGUGAAAAGUUGUAAGAUGUAUGUUGAUAUUUUUGAAUCAGUUCCACUGAUUUGGAAGGUUUCCAUAAAACAAUUCUUUGCUGCUGUCUACUUAGUGGAGUUGCUACUUUUUGGCAGAGUGGAUGUUCCAGAGAAGUCAAUCCAGUAAAUUAAAUGGGAAAUCAUCUAUGAUUUAUCUAGUUCUCUACAUACAGUUAUAAAUCUGUAUUUGGCCUGAUUGUAACUACUCUAUGGCUAAUUAGAAUUUUGAAGUUGACAAAAAGUGGCAGCUUUACUAUUGCAAAGCAGACUUUUUCUGCAAAGGUGGUAGUUUUCAGACGAGUCCACCAGUGCUUCAGACAGAAUGCAAAAAAAGCUUCAUUUUGUUGACCAUUUCAUUUAAGUGUCACAAUCCAAGUUUUGGCUGAACACUAAUGUUCUAAGAGCUUUGUAUGGAGAGUGUUCAUGUCUUGAAUCAUGUUUGAUCAUUAAAGUAGCGCACCAACUUGAAA